Phyllostomus hastatus (greater spear-nosed bat) is the source of this 5429-nucleotide messenger RNA. RefSeq names its product potassium inwardly rectifying channel subfamily J member 2 (gene KCNJ2). The coding region runs from base 384 to 1667 and encodes 427 amino acids. Gene Ontology annotation, cellular component: plasma membrane. The record is from RefSeq and is a predicted model, not a curated record. Lineage: Eukaryota; Metazoa; Chordata; Mammalia; Chiroptera; Phyllostomidae. Gene Ontology annotation, biological process: regulation of monoatomic ion transmembrane transport; potassium ion import across plasma membrane. Gene Ontology annotation, molecular function: inward rectifier potassium channel activity. The transcript is spliced from 2 exons.
CACUGGAGCCCUGGCCAGCGCGCAGUCUUCCCCGUAGCCGGCAAGCUGAGUCUUGGGAAUUCUGGUUUGCUUUGGCUCACUGGCUCUUACAAACUACUGGAUCUUACAUGCCUCUGUGCCCCCCAACUUCCACUCCAUGUCCCCAUGCUCCUGCUCCAGCAACAGGACCUGUUCUCUGGAUGUCAGCUGAGUUACUAAGGUAACUCUGCAUGUCAGUAGAAAGACCUUGGUAGAACCUCAAGGCUCCCGGAGAACCCCAUCUCUCCUUAUUUUUUUUUUUGGUGUGUGUCCUCACUGAGCAUUCAAAACUGUUUCUCCAAAGGGUUUUGCAAAAACUCAGACUGUUUUCCAAAGCAGAAGCACUGGAGUCCACGGCAGAAGCGAUGGGCAGUGUGCGAACCAACCGCUAUAGCAUCGUGUCUUCAGAAGAAGACGGCAUGAAGCUGGCCACCAUGGCGGUUGCAAAUGGCUUUGGGAACGGGAAGAGCAAAGUCCACACCCGACAACAGUGCAGGAGCCGCUUUGUGAAGAAAGACGGGCACUGCAAUGUUCAGUUCAUCAACGUGGGUGAGAAGGGACAACGGUAUCUCGCAGACAUCUUUACCACGUGCGUGGACAUUCGCUGGCGGUGGAUGCUGGUUAUCUUCUGCCUGGCUUUUGUGCUCUCGUGGCUAUUUUUUGGCUGCGCAUUUUGGUUGAUAGCUCUGCUCCAUGGGGAUCUGGAUGCACCAAAGGAGAGCAAAGCUUGUGUGUCUGAGGUCAAAAGUUUCACGGCCGCCUUCCUCUUCUCCAUUGAGACCCAGACCACCAUAGGCUAUGGUUUCAGGUGCGUCACGGACGAGUGCCCGAUCGCUGUUUUCAUGGUGGUGUUCCAGUCAAUCGUGGGCUGCAUCAUCGACGCCUUUAUCAUUGGCGCAGUCAUGGCGAAGAUGGCAAAACCGAAGAAGAGAAAUGAGACUCUUGUCUUCAGUCACAAUGCCGUGAUCGCCAUGAGAGAUGGCAAGCUCUGUUUGAUGUGGCGAGUGGGCAAUCUUCGGAAAAGCCACCUGGUGGAAGCUCAUGUUCGAGCGCAGCUCCUCAAAUCCAGAAUUACUUCAGAAGGGGAGUAUAUCCCCCUGGAUCAAAUAGACAUCAAUGUUGGCUUCGACAGUGGAAUUGACCGUAUAUUUCUGGUGUCCCCAAUCACAAUAGUCCAUGAAAUCGACGAAGACAGCCCUUUGUAUGACUUAAGUAAACAGGACAUUGACAACGCGGACUUUGAAAUCGUCGUGAUACUGGAAGGCAUGGUAGAAGCCACGGCCAUGACGACACAGUGCCGUAGCUCGUACCUGGCAAAUGAAAUCCUUUGGGGCCACCGCUAUGAGCCCGUCCUGUUUGAAGAGAAGCAUUACUACAAAGUGGACUAUUCAAGGUUCCACAAGACUUAUGAAGUACCUAACACACCCCUUUGCAGCGCCAGAGACUUAGCAGAAAAGAAAUAUAUCCUCUCAAAUGCAAAUUCAUUUUGCUAUGAAAAUGAAGUUGCCCUCACGAGCAAAGAGGAAGAUGACAGUGACAAUGGCGUUCCAGAAAGCACAAGUACAGACACACCCCCUGACAUUGACCUUCACAACCAGGCAAGCGUACCUCUAGAGCCCAGGCCCUUACGGCGAGAAUCAGAGAUAUGACUUACUGAUUCUUUCUCUGGAAUAGUUACGUGAAAACACAGUCUGGUGGUCAAAGGCCCAAAACAGUGAUUCAGACGACGGUACUGGCGAAGAGGUGGGUCAAGGCAAGUGGCCACCAGGGACUGAGGCGAGCACAAUGGUUUCAGAGAAAGACUCUAAGCUCAAAGAUUAACGGAAAGCACUAAACAUGUCUCCCCAUGACCUGAUGGCACAUAUACAUGUUGUAGAAUAAGUUAUGGGGGUUUUGUGUUUUGUUUUGUGUUUUUACAAGACUUGAACUUGCAGGCAAGCCUUGGUUGGGUAUUUGACUUAUUCAGAAUGCUUCUCUUUAGGGAACAAGAAUGUUUUUAAUGGCAUAACAAAGGCAAGACUCUGCCUUAAUCUUGAAAAGCUGCUAAAAACUACAUGAACACAAAUUGUAUUUUUGUUGCAGUGUAGUUUUUCUUUAGUGUAAUUUAAAAGUCAGUAUUGAACUUUGUUGAAAGCUCAUGAUAUGCGCUUCAAAGUGGCAAGUAUUUGGCUAUUAGCUGCCAAAAUGAGAGCCUGAUUUUUCGAGGCCAGUAAUUUGUUUGCUAGAAUUGAUUCUCUCUCUCUCUCUCUCUCUCACUCUCUCACUCUCUCCUUCUCUCUCACUCUCUCACACUCUCCCUCCCUCUCUCUCUCUCCCUCUCCCCCCUCUCCCCCUCCUUCUCUCUUCCUCUCUCUCCCUCUCUCUCUCACCAGUUACAUAAGGGCAUUAUGUAACACUAGCCAAAUGGUAGCCUCCGGGUUGGGUUUUUUUUCCCUUUCAUGAUGUUAAUGGGUUAUCUCAAAUUUUAAGUCAGACUACCUAAAAUAAAUACCAAAGAUAAUGCACAUUUUUGCACAGUGGAGCUUAUACUAAAAAGGAAGAAAAGCUUCCUUGAUAUCAAGAAGCAAUGACUUUGAACCUCAGCAAGAACCUGAACUGCCCUUUAGAAAAUAGGACAUCGUACACACAGCAUCUAGUGCUUUUUAAAUUUUGUUCUUUCAUAUAACUUUUGUAUUAAAAGAGGAAGAAGAAAGGGGAAGUGACAUUCACACACACACACACACACACACACACACACACACUAUAAACAUCCUUUCUCUCCUGCCAGGUAGUGCUGGUGAGGCUAACACAUAAGGUGAGAGUUGGUGACAUGUUCUUGGGUUUUUCUGGGUUUUCCCUUUUUGCACAUUCCAAAAUUUAUUCCAUAAGAUAAGAUCUUGGUUGAAUUUAGUCGGCAUCCUCAACACUGAGCCAUCCACCAUGGAAAGUAAACUGGUUUAAGCCCUUGUGGUUGAAUUCAUUUCCCUGACUCCCAGGACAUUUCUGGGUGGACUUUGCCUUAGAAAUGAUGCCACGCCAGCUCACUGGGCUGGUCCUUCUGAUCGGUCCGCCUGGAGAAAUGCCGAAGUGGGGGAGGCGGUGAGAUGUGGACAAGCCUCUCUGGAUGUAGUACAUCAGCUCCUGAGUUCAGGAGAGGGAGGAAAAUCACUUAGUGGUAGAGGGUAGGAAUGGAAAUGUCUCAGUAUUUUAGGGUCAACAAGAGCCAUACAAAGUAUAACACAAUCACAAGGAAAGGAGAUAAUGGCCAAAAAGGGUUAUUUCUCCUUUAUGUGCGCCCACUAAUGACUGACUCUGAGCUGAUCCUUGUCCCCGGUGGCCCUCACGAGUGGGUGACUAUGGGCACUGUUUCCCAGAAUCCUAUCCUGCCUGGCUGCCUGACUUGAUAAAAACAACUUCCCCUCACUGUAGCUUAAUACUUUUUUCUUGGUCUGAAGUACCCUAUCUGUGAAUUCUGGGGUUACUGACUUUUCUUUUUAAUUGGAGUCUCAAAACCAACUCUCUCAUGGUAUUAUCUCCCUGUAUGCCAUUAAAAAACAGCUUGUUCUAGAAUCCUGUAUUUUGUGAAUUGAUGUUUGUGACGGUCUCUGGGUCUUGAGCAGCCAUCUCCGAAUGCAGUGCCUGCAAUAAGGUCACAGCACCUGCUGUUGUCAGCUCUCCAAGUCCUUGGGUUUGAAAACUGUGGCGUUAAUUUUCCUGGAAACCAAGACAGAGGUGUCAAAAGCAAGUGGAUGCUGUUUGAAAUCCAGAUUAAAAGGCAGUUUGGGGAAGUUGUUCAGAGAGUCGGAGGGACUGGGAUUGAGUGAGCAAGAGAAUCUACCCAAGAGGCGCAGUUCAGCUAUUGACAGUGAGAGAGUACCUAGGGCUUCAGCUGCUGCUAUUUGAUAUUUCGCAAAGGAAAAUAAUCAAACCAAAGAGUAUUCAGUGAUAUGUAAAUUAAAUGAAGAUGGAGUGGGGGUGACUGCAGACGAGGCUCCUCCCAGACACACAGUGCUGCCACUUAAAAAGACAAGAGAUAUUUGAAGAGGGGGUGGGCAUGGGGGGCAGGAAUGAGGGAGGGAAAUCUUUCAACUUCUUUCUGAAAUAGAGAAAAAAAAUCUAAAACUUCUGGUGCACAGGUUUGUUUGUUUGUUUGUUUUUUUCAAGAAAAUUUUGCAGAAGCUAUGUUUUUAAAGUGUACAUUUUAUAAAGUUUAUCAGAUAUUUUCAUAUUUAAAGCCAAAUGUAAAUAGAAGUGUGUAAAGGGAAAAAAAUUGCCAUAGAAAGUAUAAUUCCAGUGCAGCAAUUUCUGACAGCUAGUACCUAUAUGCUACCGGUUAGCAUGGUUUUAGCAAGUAUAUACCAGCCUUAUAAGGUUUGUAUUGCUACGUUCUCCGGUUAUUUAUUUCAGCAUGGACUGUUCAUUUGAAAGCUUUUUUCUAGUUAUUAGUAUUUUAACAGUUACAAGCUUUUUUUGUCAAGAGCCAUGACACAGGUAAUGCACAAAAUUUUUUUGCUGCAUUUUACCUUCAAAACAUUUGAAACAUUUGUCCUUACUGCCCAGGUCUCCUUAAUCAGUACACACAUGCCAUUAGAAUGCAGAUUGAAGGGACUCACCAUGAAUGUCUGGGGUCUAUUCCUGGAUACGUGUUGCUUCUCUAUUGUAAGCAAACCCUCAUUGAAUUUACUUAGGACUUAUUCCCUUUUAAAGAAUUCUUUGCCCAUAUCUGGCUGGGCAUUAUAUUUUUGGGAGGAGGCAUAGAUUCUUGGUUAUCCUAUUUUUAAAUAAAAUGUAGACAAAGUGACUUCUAUUUUGAUUAUUGAGAAAGGAAUAGUUUUCUAUCCCUCUAAGCAUAUACUUGAAUCAGACAUUUAAAGAAUGUCACACUAUAGCACUGUAGUCAUUUCCAAAUUCCUGGAGAAAGUUUUACCUUUAAAAAACAGUCUGUUAAUGAAUUAUUUUUUUCCCUUCACUUCCUUUCGUCCUUACAAACUCCCAUCCCAAACCUUGAUGUUUAUUUCAUGGACUGUAUCCCCCCAAAUUGUUACCCUUGCAAAUACCAAAUGUCAGUUCAUAUUAUAUGAUAAGCCACUCGGUAAAGGCAAGAAACUUGUCCUGAGAGGCAGAGUGAGUUCUUUUUCACUCUGUGUCUACUAAUGUUAAGGUGAAAAAAAAGUGUUGCAUAGUCAUCCCCACCCCCACGCACUCUCCCAACUAGAAUCUCUUUUCUAGAGACGUUGGGUUUUAGCUCUGGCCUCUGGUGAGCUGAACAAACCCGGCCUGUACAACCGUGAUAGUUGUUAGCUUCCCGUUUGCCGUCCUUUUGUAUCUACAGUCUUCCUAUUGUACUGCACAAACCAUGGAUUGUACAUAUUUUUAUAUAUUAUGUCUUAUUUUAUUAUUUCUAAAUAAAAACUUCAAUGUUGAAAAACAAA